AGAACUCUUCCCCCCAGCUCUAAACUCGGGCGCCUUUUGCUGUAAGCGGAGUUGAUGCUGACCUGUACGCACCGCACCACACCAACUUCAGCUUUCAUGACAUUCCGCCAACCUCCCCAAGUUUCUUUGCCAACUCCUUUGCACAACAGAUUCUUGUAACAAUUCUGAUUUGUUGUAUAUCCACACAACUCGUCGAACGUCGAUUUGACAUACCACAGUGUAUAUCCAAAGCUCAGAGUUCCCUGCACCAACCCAGGUUUCAAUCCACUCACAGGCUUCCGAAUUUGGAGUCGUCGGCGACCAUGCUCACCUGAGCCUGAGUGUCCUGCCGCCGCCCGCAGUUUCAGCUGAACAUCUUAGCACGACUUGGAACUGACAUACAAACGACAAAACUACAAAAGUCAUCUACUUGCGCAAGCCCAAUACCUGCAUCAGCGACCCUCUUCAAUAUCUCACUGUAAUUUCUCCAUCUCACCAACACAUUCUACAUCGCAAGCAUGCGCGGCUGGGGUCUCUUCUUCUUCCUUCUCUUCCUCCUCCUGGUCUUCGCCGUCGUCAGCUGGGUUGCAUACAAUCAGAUCAAUGCGCGCCGGGAUGGCCGGACGGCACCAUCAUUCAAAUCAUGGAAAACGUACGUCCCAUUCAUGCCACAAGAAGGCGCCUCGAACUAUCCCGCUCCUCGGUCGACCAACCCACUAGAAUGGAUUCGCGAGCAAUUCGGCAAGUUGACCAACAGGCGCACUGCCCGCGGCGCAUAUGAAGAAGCAGGUCCGCUCGACGGAAGUGGCGGCGGUGGCGGCGGAUUCGGUGGCGCUGGUGGACGGACUGGCCGGAGGUUGGAGGACGACGCCUGGGACACAAGAGUUGGCAAUGAAGACCCAUAUGGCGAUAGAGCCGGGUAUAGCGGCUACGAGGAACAGGAAUUAGGUCUUGCGCCCACACCAGGACUACACAAUGAGCCUUACGGCGGUGGUAGUAGUGGCAGAGCUGGAGCCGGCGGUGGAGGAGACUACCUCGGCGCCGGCAGCGGCUACAACGACCGUGGCCGUCCAAGCUCAAGAGGAAUGAACCCAUUUGGCGAUCAGAAUGAAGCACCCAGUCUGAGGAGCCUCAGUCCCAGACCACAUGAAGGAGCCGGCCACAGCAAAGGCAACCCCAGCCUCGACACCAACGACAGUGGAGACGGAAAUACCAGUCCGAUCAGUACGCGGAAAAGUGUGUUUAGGGAAGGGAUUUGAUCGGAGUCAUCUGACACUUUGAAAAAAUGUCUCAACCUGUGUCAUCGAUCUGUCAGAUCCUGAUAAAUGUGCAGUUUUGCAAUUCCGCCAGGGACUGGUCGGUUUGGAUUGGAUAAUAUCUCAACGAGUCUGUGGGAUGGAUAUGGCUGGGCAGCACACACACAGGACAGGCAGGAGUAGGAGUAUGAGGUGGCCAGGCUUGUCGGACGUUGUUACGUUUCCUAGCCAUUUCCCAUCAGCGAAAGUUUUGCCAAAAUUCAAUUGUAGCCUAUUCAAAAA
This is a messenger RNA of Exophiala mesophila, 1517 nucleotides long. RefSeq lists its product as uncharacterized. The transcript is spliced from 2 exons. Lineage: Eukaryota; Fungi; Ascomycota; Eurotiomycetes; Chaetothyriales; Herpotrichiellaceae. Bases 498 to 1238 code for a protein of 246 amino acids. The record is from RefSeq and is a predicted model, not a curated record.